AGCAGUUGACAUCCAACGAGUUUGCGCUAUAAAAGGCCACCGGAGGCCUGCGCAGUUCCGGCAUCCGUUGCAAGAGGCCUACAGAGCUUCCAUAGUCAAGCUUACAAUCUCCCACAGUUGUCCUGUUCUUGUGUAGCUCGAUCGAGGCAAGAUGAUCCCAGUCAUUGAUUUCUCAAAGCUGCAGGGUGAUGAGAGGGCCCUGACGUUGGCACAGAUUGCCAAUGGAUGCGAAGAGUGGGGAUUCUUUCAGCUGGUGAACCAUGGGAUCUCUGAGGAGCUACUUGAACGCGUGAAGAAGGUUUGCUCCGAGUGCUACCAACUGCGAGAGGGAAGGUUCAACGAGUCCACCCCUGUCCGGUCGUUGAACGAGCUGGUGGAUCGAGAAAGCCAAGGUGAGGCCGUCAAGAAAUUGAAAGACGUCGAUUGGGAGGAUGUGUUCGUGCUCCAAGACGACAACGCUUGGCCUUCAAAUCCCCAUGACUUCAAGGAGACGAUGGAGGAGUACAGGGAGGAGCUGAGGAAGCUGGCGGAGAAGGUAAUGGAGCUGAUGGACCAGAACCUGGGCCUCGAGAAAGGCUACAUCAAGAAGGCCUUCACGGGAGACGGGCAGCAAGAGGCGUUCUUUGGGACGAAGGUGAGCCACUACCCUCCGUGCCCGCGGCCAGACCUCGUCGACGGCCUCCGCGCGCACACCGACGCCGGCGGCGUCAUCCUGCUGUUCCAGGACGACCAGGUGGGCGGGCUGCAGAUCCUCAAGGACGGGGAGUGGGUGGAGGUGCAGCCCAUGAAGAACUCCAUCGUGAUCAACACCGGCGACCAGAUCGAGGUGGUGAGCAACGGGCGGUACAAGAGCACUUGGCACCGCGUGUUGGCCACCCGCGACGGCAACCGCCGCUCCAUCGCCUCCUUCUACAACCCCUCGCUCAAGGCCACCAUCGCGCCGGCAGCCGCCCCUGCCGCCUCCUCCUAUCCCAAAUUCAUGUUCGGAAACUACAUGGAUGUGUACGUGAAGCAGAAAUUCGAGGCAAAGGAACCCAGAUUUGAAGCAGUGGCAGCCAUGUGAAGCCCGCACACGCACUGGGACUACUACUACUACUACAGCUAUAUAUAUUAAUUAUACGAUCGGUAAGACAUAAAACGCAUGGUUGCAUUUUGCUUUCGUUUUCCUUGUAUCAUAUAGUUGGAUAAGCCUAAAGCCUGUCAUGAUCAGUAGUUGCCCAGAGCAGUGUUGGGUUAUGCAUGGUUAUAGCCACUAGCCUCGUGUGUUUGAUUCCAAAACAUGGUGCAAUUAGUGCAUAUCCGUGGCCUCUGUUAUGAAGUAUGUUGCUUUGCUUCCUAGAUUGAAAUAUAUUACAGUGAAGUUUGUGGUA
Zingiber officinale is the source of this 1370-nucleotide messenger RNA. RefSeq names its product 1-aminocyclopropane-1-carboxylate oxidase-like. The record is from RefSeq and is a predicted model, not a curated record. NCBI's taxonomy places the organism in Eukaryota, Viridiplantae, Streptophyta, Magnoliopsida, Zingiberales, Zingiberaceae. The coding region runs from base 152 to 1063 and encodes 303 amino acids. The transcript has 3 exons.